Nanorana parkeri is the source of this 1897-nucleotide messenger RNA. It is a transcript of the gene BCL3, whose product is annotated as B-cell CLL/lymphoma 3. NCBI's taxonomy places the organism in Eukaryota, Metazoa, Chordata, Amphibia, Anura, Dicroglossidae. Bases 1 to 1770 code for a protein of 589 amino acids. The transcript has 11 exons. The record is from RefSeq and is a predicted model, not a curated record. Gene Ontology annotation, molecular function: protein binding.
AUGCUUUGUUUGUCCAAAGACUUUCCGGCCAGCUCCUUCAAUCAGCUGACCAAAGCUUCUACUUCUUUCCUUGACAAAAUGGUGCCAGUGGCCAAUUUGCCCAAGACCCUUGGUGUAGAGUCUAAGGAGAGACCUGAUAUUCACCAGUGCAACCUACAAGGAGUGAUGGACUUCGCAGCAAGCAUCGAGACACGUCAAGGAGUUCUGGUGGUCUACAAAGCAUCGAGACACAUCAAGGAGUUCUGGUGGUCUACAGAGCAUCGAGACACUUCAAGGACUUCUGGUGGUCUACAAAACAUCGAGACACUUCACGGACUUUUGAUGGUCUACAGAGCAUCAAGACACUUCAAGGACUUCUGGUGGUCUACAGAGCAUCGAGACAUGUCAAGGUGGAGGCUGCCCUCUGCAUGGAUUGAGAUCAUCCAGAGUGUGAUGGACACCGUACAGUACCACCACUACCAUCACCACCACGGUGGCGGGAUGGAGGCUGCAUCACCCUUGGACCUCAGCAUCCGAAAGAACGUGUUGGAUGAGAUGUCACGAAGCUCUGUUGGAUUAUGGGCAAAGGGAGCUGCAUUGGGGGCCAAGACCCUCAAGGAGGUGAAGAUGGAGAACAUAAAGUCACCAGCAGGGGGACACAGUGACUUGCUGGAAGAAACAGGACUGUACAAGGACCAAACCUGUUUGCCCCUGCGGAAACGCAGAUUCCCCCAGUCGCCAAAGGAAGAGAAGCCCCCAGUGAAGCAAAUUAAUGAUGGUGACUGGACAAGGCAGUGCUGCAGAUCCUAUGUGGCAAUGCCAGUAGCACCUACGCCGGCCUUUUACCAAGGUAGUCCGGCUCCAUUUGUAUCCUCCACGGUGUACUCCACUCCAGCCAUUAUGACCCCACGACCCCUGAGACUAGUGCCAGCAGUGCAGCUCAGUCCAGAAUUAGAUCUUCAUGCAGACAUCAUGGCAGCUACCCGUGCGGAUGACGAUGGGGACACAGCUCUGCACAUCGCUGUGGUCCAUGAGAACAUCUUAGCUGUACAUAGGGUGAUCUCCCUGCUAAACCAUGGAAGAAUAAACCUGGAUAUAAUGAAUAAACUCCGCCAGACACCCCUCCACCUUGCCGUGAUCACCAAUCAGCCAAACCUUGUUGGCCUCCUACUAGAACAUGGAUCCUCGCCCAGCAUUCAGGACCGCAACGGACAGACUUGUGUUCAUUUGGCGUGUGAAUAUGGAAGUAUUGCCUGCCUAGAAGUUCUGAUGAGAGUUGGGACCAAAGACCUGGAGGCCACCAACUAUGAGGGUAUGACCGCAUUGCACAUAGCUGUCAGUACAGAACGCAGGGACUUAACGCUUUGUUUGCUGAAGCACGGAGCUGAUGUGAACGCAGUGGAUAUAAAAAGUGGACAAAGUCCAUUGAUCCAAGUGGUGGAAAGCAGCCAGGAGGAGCUGGUGUCCCUACUUAUUCAACAUGGCGCCAAUGUCAAUCAGCUGACUUACGCUGGAAAUACAGCUCUGCAUGUGGCAAGUGGACGAGGCCUUGCUGAGAUCACACGUUUACUUCUAAAGAGCGGUGCAGAUGGCAGCAUAAAAAACUGCCACAACGAUACAGCUUUGACUGUGGCAAAGGACAGAAAGAUUGCAGAUAUCCUCCGGGGAAAGUCUUCGUCUCCACGAGCUCAAAACGAAAGGUUCAAGGGAGAAAGUCGAGAGAAUACUGUCACACCACCACAACACAGAAUUGUAUCACCCAGACCAACUUCCGUCAGUCCACCUCUGUAAAGAGAUAUGGAUCUGUUACUCUCCCUACCUCAGACUCAAUACUGUGACCUGUAUAUAGGAAAUUUGUUCAUCCAAAGAAGAUGGAGACUGUCACUAAGAGUCAUGAUGUCUGGUCCUCUAUAAAUGA